This is a messenger RNA of Coccomyxa subellipsoidea C-169, 1053 nucleotides long. Its product is annotated as protein arginine N-methyltransferase. The transcript has 9 exons. Gene Ontology annotation, molecular function: protein-arginine N-methyltransferase activity. Lineage: Eukaryota; Viridiplantae; Chlorophyta; Trebouxiophyceae; Coccomyxaceae. Gene Ontology annotation, biological process: peptidyl-arginine methylation. The record is from RefSeq and is a predicted model, not a curated record. Gene Ontology annotation, cellular component: nucleus. The coding region runs from base 1 to 1053 and encodes 350 amino acids.
AUGAACAGUAAUGGCCCCAAAGAUGGAUCCGAAAUGAAGGUGGAGUCAAAGGAUGCAUCCCUGAGCCAGGCCGAACACACAGCCGCUGACUACUACUUUGAUUCCUAUGCCCACUUCGGCAUCCAUGAGGAGAUGCUCAAGGACACAGUCCGGACCCGCAGCUACCAGCAGUCCAUCCUGGGAAAUGCUCACCUCUACAAGGACAAGAUCGUCCUUGAUGUGGGCUGCGGCACCGGCAUUCUUUCCCUCUUCGCAGCCAAGGCAGGCGCAAAGCAUGUGUACGGCAUAGAACGCUCAGCCAUCGCAGAGCAGGCGCAGCAGAUAGUGAAGGACAAUGGGUACCAGAGUAAGGUCACCAUUAUCCAAGGCAAAGUGGAGGAGGUUGAGCUGCCGGUGGAAAAGGUGGACAUCAUCAUUUCAGAAUGGAUGGGAUACUUCUUGAUGUACGAAAGCAUGCUGGACACAGUGCUCUAUGCUCGUGACAAAUGGCUGCAGCCUGACGGCCUGCUCAUGCCAGACAAGUGCACCCUCAGCCUCGUCGCCAUUGAGGAUGCAGAGUACAGGCACGAGAAGAUAGACUUCUGGGACGACGUGUACGGCUUCAACAUGCAGUGCAUCAAGGGGCUGGCGAUGCAGGAGCCUCUGGUGGAUGUGGUGGACCAAGAGCAGGUGGCCACCAAGCCCUGCCUCCUCGCCACCUUCAACCUCAGCAAAAUGACCAAGGAGGACGCCGCCUUCACGGUGCCCUUCAAGCUGGUGGCCUCGCGCAAUGACUACAUCCACGCCUUUGUCGCGUUCUUUGACGUCUACUUCACACACUGCCACAAGCUUGUCUGGUUCUCAACCAGUCCCAUGAGCCGGUCAACGCACUGGAAGCAGACAGUACUGUACUUGCAGGAAAGCAUUGUCAUAUGUGAGGGCGAAGUCAUCACAGGCUCAUUGUCAUGUGCGCCAAACGCAAGCAACCCGCGCGAUCUGGACCUUUCGAUGACCUACAGCUUUAAAGGCAAGAAUGGAUCUUGCAGUUCUUCACAGACAUACCGGAUGAGAUGA